AUCCUAUAUGUUUAGAAGUUGUUUUGUAAAUGUCAACUGGACUGUAUCGAGUAUGCUGGGUCCGACAUCCCUUUCAUGCAACAUCUCUGCCGCUACUAGUUGCAGCCAUGACUUAGUGAUGAGGGUUCAUGCUGCGAGCUAAAGUCUCCGAUAGACAAAAUAACAACUCUGCGCUGGUCAAGAAGUGAGCGUUCUGUACAGACUCUGAGCGACGGCGUGAGCAACGACAGGAUAUAAUUGUUACUCGCCCUGGGGCCGAGGAGAUGCAGUUUGCACCGACCGUUUGUGUUGAAGACGUGGGCUCGAUGGGGGACGUCGAGGACGAAGGAGCUGAGGAAGGGCAGAGCCCUCCCAAUUCUUCGCGUCUCUUCGUGAGCAACAAAGUACGGCCUGGACCAGACGAUAAUCAGCGCACCCGGAAACGAUUCUCGCCCUCACUUGCACGGUGUACGCCGUUAUUGCUACCUGGGACGACGCUCGCUGUUGAGCCUUCGGCAUCAGCGAGCAGUUCGUCACUUCCCGCCGUGUCGACCUCGGCCCUAGCUACAUCCUCACUUGUAGGCAAUGUUGUUGGAGCUUCACCUACCUCCACAGCCAUGUCUCGCGGACGCGAACGACGGAGUACGCUUGAAGCGUGGUGUCGUCUACGUAGUUUUAUCGAUCUAAGGGUCGAUUCGGAGGAGCGCGUGUCUUCGUGGAAGUGGAGAAGUUUUAUCGAGAUUGGCGUUGCAUGACUCUAUCCUAUUCACUUUGCUU
Molecule: messenger RNA, 756 nt
Organism: Pisolithus orientalis
Lineage: Eukaryota; Fungi; Basidiomycota; Agaricomycetes; Boletales; Pisolithaceae
Exons: 2
Coding region: 264-734 (156 amino acids)
Source: RefSeq, a predicted model, not a curated record